GAGACCAGAAAAAAAGGGUCCGGGUUGGACUCGAGUGGCGCCGGCGAGUCGGGACGGCGAGGGGGCCAGCGGCGAAGCAGCGAGAGGUGGACUGGCAGUCGGGCGGCGCCGGCGGAUCGAGACGACGAGGCGCUCGCUGCAGGCCAGCCGCGAAGCAGCGAGUGGUGCUGAGGUGACCUGGGACUCGAGCGGCGCCGGCGAGUCGAGACGACGAGCUGCUCGCUGCAGGCCAGCGGCGAAGUAGCGUGGGGUGAACUGGGACUCGAGCGGCGCUGGGGGGAGCGGGCCUGACCUGAACAGGUCGAGCUGACGACGGCUCCCUGGUGCGGGGUAGGGAGUCGGCGGCGGAGCAGAGGACUGGAACAUCUUGGGUCACUGGUCAGGUCAGGGCUUCUGCACAGGUAUGAGAGGGACCUACGAUCCACUGCUCGGGGCGCAGGUUGUGCAAAGAGCUGCUGCGCAAGGAAGUGUUCUCCAUCAGCUAUCUUCGAUUUGGCAAGGGAUCGAACCUUUCGUCUUCCUUGGAGCAGCUGUUGGUUUGGGUUGGGCAGCAUGGACGUACUACGAUCGUAAGGCGGCUAUGCGCACCUACGGACGCCACAUCACCGGCAAGGGAGUCGGACUGGUUGUUGGCCGUGAUGAUGAGAUCGACCGCGUUAUUUCCAUCCUCUGCCGCAAGACCAAGAACUGCGCCGCGCUAGUUGGCCACGCGGGGGUUGGCAAGUCUGCCAUCGCUGAGGGCCUCGCGCAGCGCAUCGCCACCGGUAAGGUACCUGCUGCACUUGCUGGGGCACGUGUUGUGGAGAUCGACCUCGGGGCCAUGGUUGCCGGGACCGUUUUGCGCGGUAUGUUUGAAGAGCGAAUGAAGAGCGUCAUAAAGCAGGCAGAGAAUGUAGGCGGCAAGAUAAUUCUCUUCAUUGAUGAGAUGCAUGUGCUUCCUCGUGCUGGUGAUAGCCACGGAAAUACAGACGCUUCCAGCUUGCUGAAGCCGGCUUUGGCCCGUGGUCGUAUCCGCUGUGUAGGUGCGACGACUUUUGAUGGUUACCGCAAUUGCAUUGAGAAGGAUCCUGCACUUGAGCGGAGAUUCCAGAAGGUGCACAUCGAGGAGCCAAGCAUGCAGGUGACAAUUGGCAUACUGCAGGGGCUAAAGCAGCAGUACGAACAGCAUCAUGGCUUGGAAAUCCAAGAUUCUGCUCUUGUUGCUGCUGCCCAGCUUGCUGCCCGCUACAUCACCGGUCGUCAAUUUCCGGAUAAGGCUAUUGAUCUGAUUGAUGAGGCGUGCACUGCCAAAAUAAAAAGGGCGAUCUCUGAAAAUUCAUUGAAGGGAGCAGCUGUUGAACCAAAUGAUGUCGCACAAGUUGUGAGCCAAUGGACUGGAAUUCCUGUAUGUGCACUUGAGCAAGAGGAAACGGAUAAGUUAAUCCACCUAGCGGACAGGCUUCAUGAGCGAGUUGUUGGCCAGGAUGAAGCGGUAAAUGUGGUUGCUGAAGCAGUGGUAUGUUCUAUGACUGGCCUUGAUCAUCCGGGCCAACCCAUAGGAUCUUUCCUCUUCUUGGGCUCAACUGGUGUUGGAAAGACAGAGCUUGCAAAAGCUCUCGCUGAACAGCUAUUUGCGAGUGAGAAGAUGUUGGUUCGCUUUGACAUGUCUGAAUAUGUUGGCAGUGGAUCUAUUUUGCGACUCAUUGGAGCACCCCCAAGCCAUGAUGGCUAUGAUGACGGCGGGCAACUGACUGAGAAAGUUAGGAAUCGCCCAUACAGUGUGAUCCUUUUCGAUGAGGUAGAGAAGGCAGAUCCCUCGGUGUUGAACAUUUUUAUUCAACUUCUUGAUGAUGGUGUGUUGACCGAUGGCAAAGGACGGACGGUAGAUUUCAAGAAUACCAUCAUCAUUAUGACCUCAAAUAUAGGAGCAGAGCACCUCAUGGCAGGAAUGGCUGGAGAAAUCACAAUGGAUGCUGCACGUGACCUUUUGAUGAAACAGGUUCAGAAACACUUCAAGCCUGAGUUCCUGAACAGGCUGAGUGAGAUUGUGGUAUUUGAGCCCCUUUUGCAUGACAACCUGAAGGAGAUUGUGAAAAUCCAAAUGAAGAGUGUGAUUGCGAGGGUGGCUGACAAGGGCAUCUCUCUUUUCGCAAGUGCCGCGUUGGACGUCAUUUUAUCGGAAUCAUACAACCCAAUGUAUGGUGCGAGGCCCAUAAGGAGAUGGUUGGAGAAGAAUGUGGUGACUAAGCUGUCCCUGAUGCUGAUGAAAGGUGAAGCCAGUGAAGGCUCGACGAUCUCCAUCGAUGCCACAGACGACAAGAAGAAGCUCAAGUAUGAAGUAGUAGCGAAGAAGGUCGAACUUCCCGGUGAGUGUGACACUGACAGCGGUCGUAUGGCGGCUGUGGUCAGUCCCAUGAAAAGAAUUGUGUCUCUGUUAGCGACCCUGACAGUAAAGCAUCCUCACGAGCCUGCGUUCAAGCCCUUGUAACGGGAGUCGGGAAUGUGUGAUGGGUAAGUCCAUGUAGUAAUAUGCUCGCCGGCGCCAAUCACCUCGACCUCGACGUGCAGCGGCGCCCAGAGCGCGGCCAAGGAAACGCCACAUACAAAGGUGAUGUGUUGGCGCCGUUGUAGAGGGGGGAAACUGUGGGACGAAAUGAUCCUCCUAGCCAUCGCACAAAUAAACGGUAUAGAUCUUAUUGCAA
Messenger RNA from Triticum urartu, 2681 nucleotides. Its product is annotated as chaperone protein ClpB1-like. NCBI's taxonomy places the organism in Eukaryota, Viridiplantae, Streptophyta, Magnoliopsida, Poales, Poaceae. Gene Ontology annotation, cellular component: cytoplasm. Gene Ontology annotation, molecular function: ATP hydrolysis activity; ATP binding. The record is from RefSeq and is a predicted model, not a curated record. Gene Ontology annotation, biological process: cellular response to heat.